This is a messenger RNA of Parastagonospora nodorum SN15, 1077 nucleotides long. RefSeq lists its product as hypothetical. The coding region runs from base 1 to 1077 and encodes 358 amino acids. The transcript has a single exon. NCBI's taxonomy places the organism in Eukaryota, Fungi, Ascomycota, Dothideomycetes, Pleosporales, Phaeosphaeriaceae. The record is from RefSeq and is a predicted model, not a curated record.
AUGAACGGCACCGCCAGAAACCACGAGAACGCAUUGCGCACCCCCGACGCGACACCACCGCGCCCAUCCACUGCCAGCAACAUGCCAUCCUUCACGACACCCCGCCAAGUAUCCGGCCCUCUCGCCGUUGAGAACGGGCUCAACGGCGCGGAUGGAACCGCAGCCGCGGCCUGGAACCGCCCCAACUUCCACAGCGCCCCAGGCAAUUCAAAGACGUCACAGUACAUCGAUAAGAUCACGUCCGAGAACGACAGGCUGCGCAGAGAGCUCAAGGUGGAGAAGCUUGCGCGCGAGGAGGAAGCAAAGCGAGUGUCGGCCGCAAAAUCAAAAGCCGAGGACACCCGAGCCAACACACAACACCUACAAGUACUCGCAGAGACCAAUGCGCGAGCAAUCGAACGGAAAGACCGCAAGCUAGAAGAACUCAAGGCCACGCUCGACGCCGAGGUGCACAGGCGCAAAGUAGCCGAGCAGAGGGCCGAAGAGGCACUGAAGAUGCUCGGAGAUACGCGAUCCGAGACACAACGCCAGCUCUCUCACGCUUAUGAGAUGAAGCACAUGGCCGACACCCACCUCGAGACGGCGCGCGACGGCUUCAAGCGCAUCACCGAGGGCUACGAGAAGAAGCUCAAGUACAUCAACGAGGAGCUCAGUGAGCUGCGGCGGCUGCGAAUCGAGGAUGCGGACAAGAUCAAGCGCCAGGCCAUCAUCAGCGACCAGCUGCAGCACGAAAUGUCACGCACGAGCCGCACAGAGACAAACCUGUCGCACAUGAUGGACGCCUACAAGGAGGAGCAUCGCAAGGAGAUGGACAGACUCGUCACCGAGGCAGAAAAGAUGCGCUCCUCUCUUCCCGACAAGGAGCGCGAAGCAGAGCGUCUUGUGGAGGAGAUGAAGGAGACACGCGACAGGAUGAAAUGGGUUAUGACGCAGCAGAAACGGCAAGACGGGACACUCGAAGAGCCACUAGAAGCCACACAGAAAAAGCAGCCCAACACGCCCCAGCAGCAACCUCAAGAAGCGCCCCAGCAGAAGCGACAGGGAGGCAAGCAGCAAAAGCGCAAAGGGGGCAACUGA